AACCAAAUAUCAACAGUGACAGUUUUAGCAGUUACAGUAGUGAUGAAAAUUCAAACCAUGGUUGUGCACAGAAGUCAAAAAGCACUGCUUGCUUAUCAAUUAUCAUGAACCAUUUAUGAAACUUCAAUCAAUCUCUCUAAGCUUUUACUAGUGUACUAAAGAAGAGGCUAUCAAUGGCUAUUGGGUUGGCCAUAGCAAGUGAAAAUGUCCAAAGCAAUGGUAAGAUAACCCUUUAUGUUGUGCUGUCUUGCAUGAUGGCUGCCAUGGGAGGUUUCAUCUUUGGCUAUGACAUUGGAAUAGCUGGUGGGGUGACCUCAAUGGAGCCAUUUCUGAAGAAGUUCUUCCACAAAGUGUAUCUCAAGAAACAAGAAGCCAAAGUCAGCAACUACUGUGUAUUUGAUAGUCAACUCUUGACCUCUUUUACAUCAUCUCUCUAUGUUGCUGGCCUUGUUACUUCCUUCUUUGCUUCUUAUGUCACCAAAGCCUUUGGCCGCAAACCAUCCAUGGUGGCCGGCGGCGCCGCCUUCCUGGCCGGUACUGCUUUUGGAGGUGCAGCUUUUAAUGUGUACAUGCUCAUAGUUGGUAGACUUUUGCUUGGAGUUGGAGUUGGUUUUGCAAACCAGGCUGUUCCUUUGUAUCUAUCUGAAAUGGCACUACCACGACUAAGAGGGGCAACUAGCAAUGGCUUCCAAUUAAGCCUUGGCAUUGGUGCUUUGUUUGCUACCCUAAUCAACUAUGGAACAGAGAAGAUUGAAGGUGGUUGGGGUUGGCGUGUUUCCCUAGCCAUGGCAGCAGUGCCAGCCUCAGUGCUAACACUUGGUUCACUUUUCCUCCCUGAAACUCCAAACAGCUUAAUCCAACGAGGCCAUGACCAUCAAAAGGCCAAGUUACUACUUCAGCGAAUUCGAGGCACAGAAGAUGUGCAAGCAGAACUUGAUGAUCUUAUAACAGCAAGUUCUUCAAAAGCCAACAACAAACAAUCAUUUAAGACCAUUUUGAAACGAAGAUAUAGGCCUCAGCUUGUGAUGGCAGUAGCUAUACCAUUUUUCCAGCAAAUGACAGGGAUAAAUGUGAUUGCUUUCUAUGCCCCUUUACUUUUUAGGACAAUUGGGUUAGGAGAAAGUGCAUCGCUGUUGUCAGCUGUGAUGACGGCAGUUAUAGGUACUGCCUCAACAUUCAUAUCAAUGCUCAUAGUUGAUAAACUAGGAAGGAGAGCCUUGUUCAUUAUUGGGGGCAUUCAAAUGUUUGCAUCACAGUGUAUAGUUGGUGGCACAAUGGCCUUUCAUCUGAAAGAUCAUGGUGGAUUAAGCAAAGGGUAUGCUUGUGUGGUUUUGGCUAUGAUAUGCAUAUAUGUUGCUGGGUUUGGGUGGUCAUGGGGGCCAUUAGGUUGGUUAGUGCCAAGUGAAAUUUUUCCUUUGGAAAUUAGAUCAGUAGGGCAAAGCAUCACAGUGGCAGUGAGCUUUAUCUUCACUUUUGCUGUUGGUCAGACUUUUCUGGCCAUGCUUUGCCACUUGAAGUCUGGGAUUUUCUUCUUCUUUGGAGGAUGGGUGGUGGUCAUGACUCUAUUUGUGUAUUAUCUUCUGCCAGAGACCAAAAGUCUGCCACUUGAACAGAUGGAGAAAGUGUGGCAAGAACAUUGGUUUUGGAAGACAAUAGUGGCUGAAACGAGUGAUAAAGAGCAUAAACGUGAGAUAUGAAUAUAAUACUUGAAGGAAAUUCUAAAUCAAAUCCUCUACUGAUGUUAGCUUAAACAUUUGUCUGUAUAUCGUUACCUCGACUAUAAAGCAACACAAUGGUUUUCAGUUUGAAAA
Messenger RNA from Vigna unguiculata (cowpea), 1811 nucleotides. Its product is annotated as hexose carrier protein HEX6-like. Gene Ontology annotation, cellular component: membrane. Gene Ontology annotation, molecular function: monosaccharide transmembrane transporter activity. Gene Ontology annotation, biological process: monosaccharide transmembrane transport. Lineage: Eukaryota; Viridiplantae; Streptophyta; Magnoliopsida; Fabales; Fabaceae. The record is from RefSeq and is a predicted model, not a curated record.